UAAAAGCUCUGCAAGUCUGCAAUAAAAAUGGCCUCCAAUAAAACUACAUUGAAAUCCAAAAUAUUUGUCUUUAAGUGACAAGAAUUAGUGAAGCCGAAAAGAGUACCAGGAAACAAUCUUCCAUUGAAUCAAAGAAUUUUAGUCCAGCGGAGAACACAGAUGGAGAUGUUCCCCACUUGUAGCCUGCUUGCCUCAUCACCACACAAAAUGGGAAAGAAACAGAAUGGCAAAGGUAAAAAGGUUGAAGAGGCAGAGCCUGAAGAAUUUGUUGUGGAGAAAGUCCUGGACAGACGUGUUGUAAAUGGAAAGGUGGAAUACUACUUGAAGUGGAAAGGAUUUACAGAUGCUGACAACACAUGGGAACCGGAAGAAAACUUAGAUUGUCCAGAGCUAAUCGAAGCUUUUCUGAACUCUCAGAAAGCUGGUAAAGAAAAAACAGAUGGUGCCAAAAGAAAAUCUUUGUCAGAUAGUGAAUCUGAUGAUAGUAAAUCAAAGAAAAAGCGUGAUUCUGUCGAUAAACCAAGAGGGUUUGCAAGGGGUCUUGAUCCGGAACGGAUAAUUGGGGCUACGGAUAGCAGUGGAGAGCUUAUGUUCCUCAUGAAAUGGAAAGACUCUGAUGAGGCAGAUCUGGUGCUGGCCAAAGAAGCAAAUGUGAAGUGUCCUCAGAUCGUAAUCGCAUUUUAUGAAGAGCGACUAACUUGGCAUUCAUGCCCAGAAGAUGAAGCACAAUAAUUGUUUGCAUUGCUUUUUUAUAUAUAUGGAUAUUAAAACCUGAAAUUUGAUUUAUUAGCAAUGUGAGAAGCAUACAUUCUAACAAGAUUCAAAUUUGAUAUUUUUUUGAAGUAGUAUGUUUUGCAUCAACAGCAAGUAAAUAAAAGCUUUCUGCAACUUGUUUCAGUUAUCACAAGAGAGCAUUUGAUACUACUACUUCCUCCAUAUUAGGUAAAAGCUUUUAUAAAACAUUCAUAAACUUCCAUAGUUAUUACAGAAUCAUAAUGAAUGUCUAAACAAACUCACAGAUGUUUUGUAGUCUUCUAUACUAUUGAUGUGCAUGUAUCUUCUUUACCCAGACCUAGCCCUUUAAACCUGUAGAAUCAUUCUUUUUAGUAAUUGGGAUCACUUGGCCUCAAGAAGACCAAGUGAAAGCUAACUUUGUAGUAAUUUGAAUGUUAUCAGACUGUAUAUUGUUUACUUUAUUGUAAAUACUGGUGAACAGUGGUCAAUAAAAUAGUUUUAUAUUCU
Apaloderma vittatum (bar-tailed trogon) is the source of this 1242-nucleotide messenger RNA. It is a transcript of the gene CBX3, whose product is annotated as chromobox homolog 3. Gene Ontology annotation, biological process: negative regulation of transcription by RNA polymerase II; chromatin organization. Gene Ontology annotation, molecular function: chromatin binding. Lineage: Eukaryota; Metazoa; Chordata; Aves; Trogoniformes; Trogonidae. The record is from RefSeq and is a predicted model, not a curated record. Bases 160 to 732 code for a protein of 190 amino acids. Gene Ontology annotation, cellular component: pericentric heterochromatin; nucleus. The transcript is spliced from 6 exons.